CAUGUUGCUUUUGCUGAUAACCGUCUUCUUUCCAUUUGCGCUUGUGUAGCCCUAAAACAUGAAUCGACGACUGUUAGAUCCAUUUCAGUUUACCGCAUUGCCCGAGCAUAUUGAGGAGUAUCUGGACCAUGGACUGGCGCUUUGUAUGGCAUUCAACAGGAGAGGGACACUGCUUGCUUCCGGGACAAGAGAAGGACAAGUCGUCCUGUGGGACUUUGACACGCGCGGUGUAGCGUCGGUGCUCUCGGGACAUGAGGGUCCUGUCACCUCAGUCUCCUGGUCUCGCGAUGGGCGAUACUUGCUGUCGGGCUCCGAGGACCAGCGGGUCAUCCUGUGGAAUGUCGCUGAUGGCUCCCAGCUGAGUCGCGUGUCUCUGGGCUGCCCUGUGCUACGAGUGGCCCUCUUCCCCAACCCUGGAGGCCCGCCCGCCCCGUCUGGCGCCUCCCCCUCCGCCCCCUCUGGCAGCCCCUCUAGCGGCCCCAGCGCGCCCCCGCAGCUGGGCCUUGUGUGCCUGGCUGAGGGGCCCCCGGUGCUGCUGGACCUCUUCUCGCAGCGCAGGGAGCCGCUGCCUGGGGCGGGCGAGGGUGUGGAGGUUGCGGGCGGCGGCAGUGUGGCUCUGUUCAGCCGCAACGGUGAGCUGGUCAUCUCGGGGCACCUGCGGGGGCUGCUGACGGUGAUCGACACGGCGGCGCGGCGGAUCGUGGACGUGGUACGGGUCCCCAACUCCACUCGGGUGACGGACCUGGUGCUCAAUCGCCCCGGCAACCUGCUGCUAGCUACGUGCGCGGACCAGAGGGUGCGCAUGUACGAAGUAGUGGUGGCAGGGGGAGGACCGACCCGCGGGUCGCUAGGAGGACGGACCCAUGGGUCACCCGAGCCGCAGCAGCUACAGGAGCAUCAGCAGCAGGCUGCGUACCAGUACCCCUCAGACGCGCAGCUGGCGGAAGCUCUGGCGAAUAAGUCCAUCAAGUCUGGUUCCCUGCUGUACGGCGCUGCAAACAACAACGCCAAUAAUAGCAACAACAACAACGCCAACACGAGCAGCAACAACAACAACAACGCAGGCGGGGGUGGCGUGCUGCGGCCGGUUCGGGACU
Messenger RNA from Astrephomene gubernaculifera, 1097 nucleotides. The record is from the annotation of a GenBank genome assembly. Lineage: Eukaryota; Viridiplantae; Chlorophyta; Chlorophyceae; Chlamydomonadales; Astrephomenaceae.